GCGUUUUUCUCCGCUCCUCUUCAGGUCUUAAUCUUUUUCUUUUAUUUUUAAUCAUGAUAUUAGAAUAGACAAAAAUCCGAGGCCUCAUUUCGGCCCCGGUUGUAUGCCGUCAAAACGCCGCGGCGAGGCGGCGCACUACUUGUGGCCGCCUGACAACGGGUGGUGCAAGAGGAGGAGAGGCGGGGCGGCGUCCGGCGGAGGGAGGGGUCGGGGAGAUGGUGGGCAUGGUGCGACAGACCCCACUUUGGGUGGUGGAGGCGGUGAGAUAGAGGAGGGCGUGAUCCACGUGGAUCGUGAGGCGCGUGGCCCGGGUGACGAGGGAGUCCCGGAACGGGAGGACGUGCCUGAGGUUUAUUCAGGCACUGGGGAGAGGUUGGAGGACUGGCGGAGGCGAGCAGGCAAUGGAGCUGCAACGGAGGGGUCUUCCAAGAGGAAGGAAGGAGGGAGUGAUCCGGCUGCCMCCCCAGCAGGGAAGAGGCUUCGGCAGCAGAAGGUGACUGAUGUCUACGGUGGCGAGUGGGUUGCCCGCCACAAGAAGGCAUUCCUUCGCYGGUUGUAUUCCAGCGGGGUCUCCUUCAAUGCCUUCYGCAACCAGGCGUGGAAGGCAUAUCAGCAGGUGCUUCUUGAGCAGCCUGGCAGUUCCCCGCGCGCAGUGCUCCCCAACCACUGCGAGAUUGCGAGUAUGCGGGCAGUGGAGACCCACCGUGCGGAGUUGGCGGAGGAGUUGGAGGAGGUGAGGCAGCCAUUAUGGGUGACUGGUGCCACCCUCCUCUCCGAUGGGAGGAAAUCACGAGACAGGAGACCGAUCGUGAAUUUCGUUGCUGCUGGCUCUCGAGGGGUCGUCGUGUACACGACGAUCAAUCGAGAGGGCAAGCCGGACGAUGCAGUGCAUGUCCUUCAUAGAUGGGUUACCAUCUUCCACGAGUUUAGCUUUGGCGGGCCGCAGCGGAUCAAUGCGAUAUGCACUGAUUCCGCUUCUGCCUAUGUGGGGGCUGCGAGGGCAUUGACCUCGCCGUCCCUGCCUUCUGCACUGAGGAGGAUCACUUGGCUCCCAUGGCAUCCAUGGUGGCAGAGGGUGGCCACCAUCGUCCAUAUCAUGCAGCCCGUCAUGGAGUUGCUCAGGAGGAUGGAUCGUGGAGGAGAGUACAUGUCCCUCAUGAUCGAGUGGACGCAGGAUCUUGUCCGCCGUGUCACAGUCGCAUGCGCCCCUUUGGGGAUGUCUUUCUCCGACCGGAUCAUCAGGCGUGUGCAGGCUCGCAUACAGCACAUGCUUGAGCUGGCUCACUGCGCAGGGUUCUUACUUAACCCCCGCAGGCGACACGUUCGCUACUUUUCGGGGCAGGUGGAGAGGUACGAUGCAUGGCUUGUAGGGCAAGCCAAGAGGUACAUUUUGACACAGACGGGAUUCGAGCUGGAGGGUGCAGAGUACAUCCUUGCAUGUCGGCAGCUUGAGGACUUCCACAUUCAGCAGGGCAGGUUCGAGAUUGGGGCGGUCCGGAGGGGCGUGCUCGUGGGCGUGCGUGCAGCGGCGACAGCGAGACGAUUGAGUGCGCCGGAGAGGAACUGGGCAGUCCACGAGGGCAUUCACACGAAGAAGCGCAACCAGUUGGCCUUCGAGAAGGUCGUGCAACUUGUUGAGAUCACCGCAAAUGUGAAGUUGACUGAGUAUCGGCGAGCUGGAUGCGGUUAUGUGCUGCCAUGGCAGUGGGACGAGGGCAUGUUGGAUUGCCAGGCAGGACUCGAGUUGGAGCCUGUGCGCACGGGAACUCGCAGGGGGAUGACGGACGAGGAGAUUGCCCGUCAGGUUGCACUUAUUACCCGGGAUCCCAUCGGGGCGUCCACACCACCCUCGGGUGAUGCCGUUUUCGAUAGAAGUGCUUGCAUUUUUUGUCCCUACCCCAAGGACGACGACUCAGACGAGGAGCCGAUACCCGAGGCGGCAGAUGACCCUGCGCUCCGCAUUCCCCGGGAGAUCGACGAGACGCACGAGGAUCCCGGCUCCGAGGACACGAGGACACAGACUGCACGACGGGCGGCGGACCGGGCGGAGAGCGAGAUGUUGGGGGGAGACGAGGACUUUUGGGGCCCAUUCGGUGAGGAGGAGGGGGGACCUUCGGCAGCGGCAGUGGAGAGUCUGAUGGCACCAGCGGCUGUGUCAGACGCGACGAUCGCGGCCGCGGUGGAGGAGAUAGCAGCAGCAGCAGCAGCAUCAGUGCUAGAGGAGAUGGCAGCAUCAGUGCUGGCGGAGGAUCCACCAACGGCAGGAGGAGGUGCGGCAGUGGAGGGGCAGGUGGCAGCAGUAGGAGGAGCAGGUGGAGGAGCAGCAGCAGUGGAGGUUGAGGUGGCAGCAGCACUGGAGGAGGAGGACGCACCGUCGGCAGCUGUAGUGGAGGAGGAGAUAGCCGCACAGGCCGAGGUGCAGCGUGGGGGCGAUGACGAGCGCCUCAUGCAGCAGUUCCUCACGGAGGAGCUCAGUCCGGCCAUAGCGGGUACGACCCUGAGUUUGCGCCGGGGCGACAUCGACGGAUCGGGCUCCAUCGAUGCAGCACACGACAUCAAGGAGCGAGAGAGGGCUAGACUUUUGGCAUCGACUGACCCUCAUGCUCAGGCGUUAGCACGGGCCGUAGAGGACGCCAUGCGUCUAGAGAUAGGGGGGGAUUGUGUGCAGGGUGGGGUGGUGGCGGGGGAGGACGUUGCGGAGGGAGUGGCAGCAGAGCCGGUACCCGAGGCUAUGCCGGGCGGAGCAGAGAUAGCGGACGUUGCUGUGGAGGGACGGACUCAGGCGGUGGAUGAGGCAGUGCAGGCAGGACAUCGACGAGUCAAGGGGGCUAUAGACUCACGACGCGAGGGGCAGGAGAUAGCGACGGGUCCAGUCGUUCCGUUCUCGGGUCUGCACUUGGCUCAGGCCCGACAGCCGCAGGCGGUUCAGAUGGCAGUGCAUGGUGUGCCACCGCCCGUUAUCACAGAUUUGGGGUCCGAGCCGGUGGUUGUGCCCCCACGUCUUCCUAGCCACUUUGCUCCGCAGGAAGUCCGUCGUCCUUUGGAUGCAGAGAAGUUGGCGAGAGAGGCUGUGCGCGAUGUUACUCGCUUGGACCGGCGGAUCUUCGACCGGAAGCUCGAGCACCCACCGUGGCAGUCGAAUCCUUCGGUUCCAUGGGGUCCUGCGUCGCCCGUGUGGUCUGGGUUUACCUCCACUGGAGGUCCACUGGAGGACAUACCGCGAGACAUGUUCCAGGGGUUUCGGGUGGCAGGAGUGUCAACCGAUACCUUGGAGUACGCUCUGAGAGCAGCGACGCGUGCCGUGGAGGAUCAGACUCCACGCAAGCGUGGAGUACCUCCUUGUCCACGCCCCGUGCCUGCAGAGGGAGGCGCAGCACUUAGAGAGAGUUCGAGGGCGGAGGGGUUGGGGAUGCCUCGUAGUUCCCGCCGUAAACAGACCAUUGCGGAGGCUAGUCCGAGGGUUGUUGUGUUGAGGAAGGGAGGAGGCCCAGUCACCAUCGAGGAGGAUGAUCCUGAUACGGAUGCGGCUGUGCGGGAUGCGGACGAGGACUACGAGGGCGAGGAGGAGGGAGAGGAGGAUAGCAGGAGCAGUUCCGAUGGUGACGACGACGAUGACUACGAUGAGCCCCCACCUUCCCCAGGACCCCCACAGACUCGUGCAUCUAAACGCUCCGCUACACGAACUUCUUCAUCCUCACGAGGGAGGAAGAGGUCGACAUCCGGCACUCGAGGGGGCACGAGGAAACACAGCGGGAAGGGGAAGAAGGGUCUUUGACCGAUGAGGCCAACACUCCG
This is a messenger RNA of Chara braunii, 3795 nucleotides long. Lineage: Eukaryota; Viridiplantae; Streptophyta; Charophyceae; Charales; Characeae. The record is from the annotation of a GenBank genome assembly.